Molecule: messenger RNA, 3102 nt
Organism: Dicrocoelium dendriticum
Lineage: Eukaryota; Metazoa; Platyhelminthes; Trematoda; Plagiorchiida; Dicrocoeliidae
Source: the annotation of a GenBank genome assembly
AUGUCUGCCCAAGGAACCCUAAGUGCCAAGUUUACACAGCAGCGCGCGCGCUUUCUAUGCCUCAUUCUAUCGACACAACUUCAGAUUGAAUGUGUCCUCUCACCAUUUGAGCAAUAUACAUGGAAUGCAUCCGGAAUCUGUAUCCUACUUGAUUGCUAUAUGGGAAUUAUGGAGAACAAUGAAAUCGAGUACGUAACGACUGGCUCUUGCCUUACUGCAUGGACCCGCUCGAAACCGUUCUUUAUCUCCCCGAACCUACAGUUCGGUGAACUUAUCGUAACAUCCCGCAGUCAUAACUCCAUCACUGUUCAGUUCCCUAGUGUGGCUGGAUAUUCAGGAGGACCUUUGAACGGCUUUUAUCUGGUUGUUCGUCCAGACAAUGUUGUUCAGCUUCCAACGUCACAACUUCGCCAAUCCCCCCCACCGGCAUACAAAAUGGAAUCUCACAGUAUCUUACAAGGUGCGCAUAUUCCGUACUUUUCCAACACACGGCCUACCAAGCCAAUCGAAAUCGGAUCGGGCAGAUAUGUGGGCAGAUAUCCGUCAUCCCCGGUCCAGCUAAAUGCGGAUUUGCUAGCCAAUCCCCCACUGGAUCCAAAUGUCACCUACUUAGUAUUCGCCGUCGUGCAGAGCGUUGUGGAUAUCCACGUCGAAGAUGCAAUCGCGGACACUGUUGUUUUGCAAACCCGUUCUAUCUUAUCUGGUUUUGUACACGCUUCCACGAAGGAAGCAACACCGGCACUGGUUGGUGGUCUACUCGGAGGCGUACUCCUCGCUAUUUUUCUAACGUUUCUGGGAUGCCUCAUGUAUCAUUGUUUUACACACACUGGUUCCUUAUUGGUGCGCACUGACCAACCUCAGAAAUUCCCCUACAACAAAGAGACAAAGAAGCUGAAAAAAGGUCGAGAUGAAUUCAGCUGCUUUAUGCCCAAAUCCUAUGCUUGGUGGAGCAUUCCAGUUGAUGUUCGAGAGCCACGUUACCUAAUCAUAGACCCAGUGAACGGACCUGCAAGCACUCUCACUGGAACGUGGGCGAAAAAAGAUUUGGCGGAAGUAUUUAUGCGUGAGUACACAAGUAUCGCUUUGGGAUACAAAUACAGUCAUCACAAAGGCGAAUCAAAGACAAACAGAAUGAAGAACCGAACUCAAACUGUUCUUCCUUACGACCACAAUCGAGUGAUUCUCCGUCGAUCUGCAGACUCUAGUGACAGCGAUUACAUCAACGCCAGUUUCAUCGACGGAUACAUGCGCCGUCGAGCUUACAUUGCAGCUCAGAGUCCUUUCGAUACCCCCACAACCUCCGAUUUCUGGCUGAUGAUCUUUCAGCGCAGCGUUGCACAAGUAGUAAUGCUUACUGGUUUGGUCGAAGACGGGAUGCUAAAAUGUUGUCAAUACUGGCCGGAUGUUUAUCCCAAGUUUGGUGCCAACUCUCAGACUGGUUCUGGAGACAUUUGCGGUUCUUCAUGCCAGUUUGGGAACUUGCUUAUUCGAGCAAUUGAUCGGGUGGAGCAUGCUCACUUUACAGUGCGUCACUUUUCAAUAACACACGUGCUAAAUGGUCGGACGCACCACUUGGUUCAGUACCACUUUCACAGUUGGAUAACACCCGAUGAACUUAUACAAGUCAACAAAUCUGCAAAAACCGAACACAACACCGCUAAUCCGGAUGCUAUGCAGGAUGAGAUUGCGGUUACAGUGUCCGAUUUGUUCACAAGCACUUCAGCGUCAUCUGAUGCUCGAUUCGAUCCCCUUGCCUUCAUUGAGUUUUACUAUCGUGUGAAAACUGCCUCUUCACCGGAAGAUGGACCUGUGUUGGUGCAUUGUGGAACAGGUACAGCACGCACAGCCUUGUAUAUCGCCUUUGAUACGCUCCUCCAGCAAGCUACUCACGAACGUGUGGUCAGUGUAGCCCGGGUGUGUGCAUCAGUCAACAAAGCACGUGCCAACAUGUUCUGUUCAGCAAUGCAGUACAUGUUACUAUACGACCUUUUGUUCGAAGCACUGCUUGCCGGGCACAGCAUCCUGGAUUUUGACGUCCUGAGUACCUAUCGCGCGCUUUGUCAGAAGAAUCUCAAACUCGGUCACACUUAUUUAUGGGAACAGUGGUCCGUGUUGCACAUGUACACACCGAAAGUGGAACCAGAUGUUGAACUGCGAGUGGCCUUGGCUGCGGUGAAUACGAAUCGCAACCGCUACGCGGAUGAUUUGGACCUGCUCCCGUCUGAACGCUGGAGACCGAAACUCCCUGCAAAACCGCCUAUACAGGACUGGACAGGCUAUGUGAACGCCGUUUACCUGGAUGGUCCAGCGCUUCGCGAUGACCUCAUUCUGACCCAGACACCCAUGAGUUCCACUGUGGAUGACUUUUGGCUCCUAGUGGAGACGGAAAAGAUUUCCUGCAUUGUUGAUAUGGAACCUUUCGGAUAUGGUAUAAAAGGAGCAGUUCGUUACUGGCCCCUACGACCAGGUGAACUAAACUCUGAACCACUAUUCGAAGGCUCUUCGGAUGAGGAACGUGGCAACAGCGAGACACUAUCCGAAGUAGAGGAUGCCGCCGCUGCUCGUCGACCGUGGUGUGAAAUAGGCAAUAGUAGGUUGCAAAUCUGUCAGGUGGGUCCAUUAACGCCUGUGCUUUAUACUUCAAGAACAAGGGAGCCAGGAUCCAACCAUGGUAUCUAUCGGCGCCGAUUGUUAAUUCGCCGUCGUAUGGAACUGCAGAACAAUGCAUCAAACAGUUUGUGGGAGAGUCAGGAAAAGUCAAGAAAACGGGAGGUGGUAAUCUUCCACUUUACUGAGAAUUGGAAUGCUACUUCUCAAGUUCCUGAAUCUCGCUCUGCAACUGUGCACCUGCUGGAGGCGAUUCGACUGGAGCGUGGCACCGGUCCCAUACUGAUUCACUGUCUGAACGGUGCUACGCGUAGUGGCCUGCUGGCCGUAUGCUACGCCGUGACAGAGCGCAUGACACGGGAUCACUAUGUCGACCUCUUUCAUGUGAUCAAAGCGAUAAAGGUGCGCCGCAGAGCCGUUGUUUCCAGUCAGCCGCCUAACUUUCAGCAAUUAUUUAAAACAGUCGGGAUUCCUGAUGCAGCAUGGUCUUCCUAG